AUGGGUUUUCACUUCAUUUGGAAAUUCAGAAAAGCCCACCCCUACCAUCUUAUCCUCAACCCACCCCCGCUUCCUGACCUCGACCCACCCUCAACCCACCUCACCCUCAACCCACUCCCGCCUCCUGACCUCGACCCACCCUCAAUCCACCUCACCCUCAACCCACCUCGCCUCCUGACCUCGACCCACCCUCAACCCAACGACCUCCAACCUCACCCUCAACCCACCCCGCUUCCUGACCUCAACCCACCGACCUCCAACCUCACCCUCGACCCACCCUCACCUCCUGACCUCGACCCACCCUCAACCCACCAACCUCCAACCUCACCCUCAACCCAUCCCGCUUCCUGA
Molecule: messenger RNA, 351 nt
Organism: Penaeus chinensis
Lineage: Eukaryota; Metazoa; Arthropoda; Malacostraca; Decapoda; Penaeidae
Product: protein TRACHEARY ELEMENT DIFFERENTIATION-RELATED 7A-like
Exons: 2
Coding region: 1-351 (116 amino acids)
Source: RefSeq, a predicted model, not a curated record